AUGCCCGACCCCGAGACGGCAGAAGCCCACGUCCGCCAGCUCAUCACCUCCCUCCCCUCCGUCCUCCGCUCGCGCGACGAGGACCAGCGCACAGCCCUGCACCACGCCGCCCGUCUCGGCCGUAACAACAUCGUCCUCGCCAUCCUCGAGACGAAUCCGGAGUGCGACGUCGACGUCCAGGACGCCGACAAGUGCACGCCACUCCACCUCGCCGCGCGCAACGGCCAUGAGGAUGUCGUCAGGACCCUGCUCGCCCAAGGCGCCAACGUGAGGGCCGAGGAAAGCUUCCGCGAGACUCCGCUGCACGAGGCGAGCCGCAGCGGCCACGCGGGCAUCGUGGGCGUGCUAAUCGAGAACGGCGCCGUCGUCGACGCGCCGAACCAGGACCUGGCAACGAGCCUGCACAUUGCCAGCCGGAGGGGCUGCGAGGCCGCCAUCCGGGUGCUGCUCGACGCCGGCGCGAACCCGGCCACCAAGGACGGCGUUGGGGACACGCCGCUCCACGACGCGGCGCGGGGAGGGCACGAGGGCGUCGUGACGAUGCUCCUCGAGACGGGGCUCGUGUCCAUCGAGGCGCAGAACGCAAACGACUUCACGCCGCUGAGCGUGGCGGCGCGGCAUGGGCGCGAGGCCAUCGUACGGGCGCUGGUCGAGCGCGGGGCCGACGUCGACGCCGCGAGCGCCGAGUACUGCACGCCGCUGCACCAGGCGGCGUCCGAGGGCCACGACGGCGUCGCGCGCGUGCUCAUCGCCGCGGGCGCCGACGUCGACCCGCAGGACAUGGACGACCAGACGCCGCUGCACGCCGCCGUCAUGUUCGAGCACGCCGCCGUCGUGGCCUCGCUGCUGGCCGCCGACGCCGACGUCAACCUCCGCGACACGGAGGACUGCACGCCGCUGCACCACGCCGUCAAGAACGAGAGCAAGGCCCUCGUGCGUGACCUGCUCGAGGCCGGCGCCGACCCGACCGUCAUCUCGUCGACGGGCGAGACGCCCCAGAGCCUGGCCAAGCUGCUGAACCGCCGCUCCAUCGCCGACCUGUUCGACGCGCCGCCCCACGUCGUGCCCAAGCCGGGCGUCGCCGCCGCGUGGGACCCGCGCCCGAGGCGCGCCCGCCCGCCGUCGAGGCCGAACCAGGAAGCCGAGAUCGACGCCUGCCGCCACUUCCAGGGCCUGUUCUGGUGCCCGACGAGCGAGUGCAGCUUCGCGAGCCUGAGCGUCUGGGACAUGCUGUACGACCCGGAGACGGAGAUCAGGAUCUAA
Colletotrichum graminicola M1.001 is the source of this 1263-nucleotide messenger RNA. RefSeq lists its product as uncharacterized. The transcript has a single exon. Bases 1 to 1263 code for a protein of 420 amino acids. Gene Ontology annotation, cellular component: nucleus; cytoplasm. The record is from RefSeq and is a predicted model, not a curated record. Gene Ontology annotation, molecular function: protein binding. NCBI's taxonomy places the organism in Eukaryota, Fungi, Ascomycota, Sordariomycetes, Glomerellales, Glomerellaceae.